UCUUGCUUACUGUCCACAUUUGUGCCGGCCCGAAGUUUGUUAUAUCUUUAUAAUAAACUUGAUAUUCGUAGUUUGGUGGUGCAUUGCAUAUUUUAAUUAUUUAACUUUUUCGUGUUUUUGCUUCAGAGAAGAGACUGAAUUUCAUAAACAAUGGCCUCGCUAUUACAACAAAAGCCCAAAAGUGAAAUGACACCUGAGGAAUUAGCAAAAAGAGAAGAGGAAGAAUUCAAUACUGGACCAUUGUCUGUGUUAACUCAGUCUGUAAAAAAUAAUACUCAAGUCUUGAUUAACUGUCGCAACAACAAAAAGCUUUUAGGAAGAGUGAAGGCUUUUGACAGACACUGCAACAUGGUUCUUGAAAAUGUAAAGGAGAUGUGGAUGGAAAUGCCUAGAACUGGAAAGGGAAAGAAGAAGGCCAAGCCUGUUAGUAAAGAUCGUUUCAUUUCAAAAAUGUUCCUUAGGGGUGAUUCGGUGAUUCUUGUGUUGAGAAACCCAAUGCCAGCCCAAAAGUCUUGAAUAGACUUCUCACUUCAUAAACAUCUGUAUUUUACGUUCACAAUAAAAGUUCCACGUUUUUUA
Molecule: messenger RNA, 579 nt
Organism: Uloborus diversus
Lineage: Eukaryota; Metazoa; Arthropoda; Arachnida; Araneae; Uloboridae
Gene: SmD2
Product: probable small nuclear ribonucleoprotein Sm D2
Exons: 3
Coding region: 151-516 (121 amino acids)
Biological process (GO): spliceosomal snRNP assembly; RNA splicing
Cellular component (GO): U1 snRNP; U4/U6 x U5 tri-snRNP complex; U2 snRNP
Molecular function (GO): RNA binding
Source: RefSeq, a predicted model, not a curated record